This is a messenger RNA of Mizuhopecten yessoensis (Yesso scallop), 7408 nucleotides long. RefSeq names its product ataxin-7-like protein 1. NCBI's taxonomy places the organism in Eukaryota, Metazoa, Mollusca, Bivalvia, Pectinida, Pectinidae. Bases 71 to 3484 code for a protein of 1137 amino acids. The record is from RefSeq and is a predicted model, not a curated record. The transcript has 11 exons.
UUCCCGAGUCUGACGUCACCGAAUCUUCGGUUGGCUCCGUUCUGGCAGAAAGCAACAAGAAAAGUGCAAAAUGGCGACCCUGGACGAUAGUCCGUCGCUAUUUGCUGGCCAAGCAUGGGGCAACUGGGCCGAUAAUGUGCCUUUUUCGCCAGAAAGUGGUGCUGAGAGCUCCAAAGACAGUGACGAUGACAAUGGUCAUAGUAUGAAGCUAAACAAAGAAGAUAUGGGUCUUUUUGGAGAAUGUCCAUCACAAGAUGAAUUCUACCUUGUUGUUUGUGAAAAGUGUGACAAAGUUGUCAAACCUAAAGCAUUCAAACACCACCUGCGAAAUAGACAUGGGGAAUCUGGAAUUCCAAAAACUACUCAGCUCAUACUGCAACGGUCAACCCAUUCCAUGUCCAAACUGUCCGCCACCACUCCAUCUCCCACAAAGUCAACCUCUGCUUUCAAACUAGGAACGUCAGUGCCAACAAAGGCUAGUGUCAAAGAGGUUCCUCCUUCAAUCACCAAUGCACAGAAAAUGGGAGCAGCUGUGAAUGCCAAACUUAAAAAGAAUCACACAAUGCCUGUGGUGAAAAUGGAGCGAAUGGACCUGAACAAGUACUCAGGCUCACACUUAGAAUCUACGGGCAAACCUCCAUUAACGAACGGGACGUUGAGUAAAAGUUCUAAUCUAAAUAUUACAGGCAAAAAUGUGGCCAAGAGUCCUGUCAAACCAGAUUCACCAACCUCACCUGUAUCGCAAUCAAUGACAUUGGCCUCACUGGUCGUGAGCAGUCCAUCUGUGUCGGUGGCUAGUGCCACCCUGACUACUGCCAUGACAACGUGUGUGACGACAACCAUGACAACCUCGACGGCACUGACAUUAGCACCCUUUGUGUCUCCCUCUUCCUCAUCAGUAUCCAGUAAUAAUAUCUCGAUCACUAGUGUCGGUAACACCGCUGUGCUCAGUGCCAACAACAGUCUCAACAGUAGUAGUGGCAGUGAGAUCAGCCUGGGUAGUGUGCCCUCGUCUCCUGUACUAACUCCCAACAAACCCAGUAGUGGCACUGCUGCAGCUACCCUAAAGACAUCAAGUAAUGGUAGCCUGACAAGUAAAGCAGGAAGUGGUGGUGCCAGUCACAGUAGCAGUGUCACUAAAACAGCAAGUGUUAGCAGCAUCAUUAAGUCAGCAAGUGCUAGUAGUGUAGCUAAGACUAGCAGUCUUGCUAAAGCUAGUAGUAGUGUGGGAUCUCUAAGUAAGUCUAUCCGUGGCAGUGGUGCGUCCGGGUUAAAGACUGGUGGCAACAGUAAUACCAAUAAUAAUGCUGUCAAGAAGAAGCCUGUCAUACCUAUUCAAAAACCAGAUAAACUCAUCCCGUGUAAAGAUCGUGAAUUUGAUGCAAACAAACAUUGUGGUGUGGUAUUUGAAGAUUCAGGAAAACCUUGCACACGUUCACUCACCUGCAAGACUCACGCACUGUCUCUGAGGAGAAAAGUGCCUGGGAGGAGACAACCCUUUGAUGAGCUGCUGAAGGAACAUCGAGCUGCCAAAGAGGCGUUCCUGAAACAGAGAGCUGAGCAGAAGGCGGCUCAGCUGGCAGCAUCCAUGGUGACCUGUGGUGGCAACACUGUCAAGCCAGCACAGCCACACGGUGCCUCACCAUUAGUGCCACUGGACCGAGGUUUGACCUCUGCGAAAGCUGGCAACCAUGGGUCUUCAGUGAACACAUCCAAGGAAAGCUCUUUACAAUCCCGCCUACUGCACUCUGGAGCCAUGUCUCCACAGAAGAUAUCGAGGCCUGCUGUCGUCAAACCCAACAACAUCUGUCUCUCUAGAUCUAGUGGCUCAGGAAGUUUACAUUCACCUCUGGCAUCUGCUCAUCGGGAUGAAGCAGGGCCCUCAUUUACCCCGGCUCCUGACCCUCAAAGCAGGCUCAGUGAUGGGGAGGGGGAAGAGGAAGACGGAGAAGUGGACAAACCUGACCGUUCAUACCUCCCCUAUCAUCCACGUCCAGCAGCAACUUGUACAUUUGGUGCCCGCCAUCAUACCUUCAACAGUCGGGGGUGUAAUUUGUUCAACAGACGGGUGGAUGUGCUCCGGGCUGCUUUCCUGAAAGUCCUCGAGCGACAAAUCAAUCCACCGCCUCCAAAGAAACUUUGUGUGGAGUCAAAUUUACCAAAAGAACCUCAGUUCCUGUCCAAUUCCAAAGAUCCUUAUGCGUUUAACUUGAUUGACAGUGCCAUGGGUGGAGGGACACAGCAGUUCAAUGCUGUAGUGAACUCUACCGUUGUAAACAAAAACAAUGUGAAACCAAAAUCUAAGCCCUCCAGUAGCUGUAGUAGUAGCAGCAGCAGCAGCAGCAGUCGUAACAAGUCACGGGAGGGUGCAGUCAGCAACUCUGGGGGCUCGCGCAGCCCUGCCCACUCAGGAACCUCUACAUCUAGUAGUACAGGGGCGGUGAAACGCAAGCGUAGUGGCAGUGGUGGCCCCGCCUCUAGUCCUUGUACCACUUACAACAAUGUAGUCGGUGGCAAUACCAUGUCCAUCAACUCGAGUAACACUGCGCUCAACAGUCAUACAAACAGUAGUCCCCUCACUGCCAUAGCUAUCCCCAGUGUCAAUCUCAGCUCUGCCACUCUCAGUCACUUCAAUGCCAACCUGGCAGGCAGCAAAAACCCAAAGAACAAUCUGUUAAAGGACUUUGGACUUGUAGUGCGGAGUAUAGAUCCCUCGGCUAUAGUUAACGGCCAGUACGUGAUAGGGGGAACAACUGCUCAAAUCAUUGAUGAAAAAAUGCUUCAACAGACUCACAUUAUCUCUGGUGGGAACAAGGGAAACUCAGCAAAAUUAGUCAAUAGCCUUGAGGCAUUGCAGAAAAACAAUUUGAUACCUGCCAAUGCUAUCCUUGUCGACAGUGCUAUGCAACCAGGGACAAUGCUUACACCCGUUUCUGUAGGCUCUAUAGGGUCUGUGCCCAGCAAUACCGUCAUUUCUCUAGCCAACAGUUCUAUGUCUCAGGCACAUCCGAGCCCCUCCACAACUCCGAGCCAGCUCUUCAGAUCGGGUUCUCUCAGUCCACAAGUUUCCUCACCUUUGCCGAAUGGAAUCACUCAGUCGGUGGCGGACAAAAGCAGCAGUAGUCACCGCCACACACUGAUCCAUCACCACAAGGGGCCACAGAAGCCCAUGAUGGCCCAGUCCGCCCUGCCUGGCCUGCUCUCUACUGCUCAGGUCAUCACCUCUAAUAACAACCCACAAGUUUGUGCUAGUCAUGUCUUCACACAGCUCGCUCAGCUUCAGGUCAAACCCGGGGCCAAGGCAGGACCCAACAAGGUCACCAUGCAACCGGUGUCCUUGACAUUUCCUUUGACCAACUUGGGAACAGUGACUGGUCAGCAGCCUCAAACGCACACCCUGUUUAUUACAAGCAGUGACGAUGGCACGCGACACGAACUUCAGCACCAGCCAGUAUCCAACUCCCCGUCUAGUCUCAUGUCCUAGCGCAGGCUAAUGUUACAGUGCUAUACAGUCACCUCUGUUGUCUUUCACAAAGUUCAUGUCAUGACUGUCUUACAUGGCCUUAGUGCUUUAUGAUAUAUCUAAAAUUCAAACAUCAUUCAUGGGCCUAACAUGUUAAUUGAAGGUGUUGACAGUUUUGUUGAAUGCCAAUGAUGAAAAUACUGCAUUGAAAGAAUUGAAUAAUCAUUAGUCAAACACUGGAUGUCUACGUAUAUAAUGUUCAUUUUCGUUCUUCAUUGAUUUGUUUAAAGGUGCUUAAAACAAUGUUAUCUUGUUUUCAAAUCUGUUAAAUUAUCAUAUUUUGUGUUCAAACAGUAAACAUUAAAUCACAUUUUGGAGACAUGCAAAAUUCGUCUAAAUAGUAUAAGAUUAUAGUUAUAAACUUCAACAAGAUAUUGGCUGUAAUAGACUGUUUUGAAAUCAUUAUGGGGAAAGUGUGUUUCAAAAUGUAAAUGAAUGGCAUCCAUGCUGGUUAAGCUGUCAAGAGGUGAAAUAACAUUGGCAUAAUAAUACUUGUUUCAGAUACUGAGCCCUUCUAACAAAAUCACUCAACUCACUGUCAGCUUUGAGGUGCAAUUCAAUCUGAAUGACAUCGGUAUUGUGACAAUAAAUCUUAAACUGAGUUAACCUGGAUUCAAUUAAGAACAGCACAAUUGACAUCAAAAUUAAGAAUCAUAAAAUAGUGCCAUAUUUUGGAAGACAUUUAACCAAUUUGAAACUAUCCGUCAUUUGCACACAACUGAUGAAGUAUAAGAACUGUUGGCGAUAGAAAAUAACUUCGCAACAAAUGCAUUUUCAUUUUUUGUCUGGGUUACUUAUUUGUAUAUCAUGUGUCUGAAAGGCCUGUUGGACAGUCAUGAUGGCAAAAUUCCUUUACUGGCUAUCAAGUCGGUUUGUGUACAUUCAUUCCAUGGGAGAUGUUAAUAGCUGCAGUACAGAUCACUAGGCAUAAAAACUAUUUGCUGGUGGUUUAUAUCCUGACAGAUUUGUACAAUGAAAACUCUUUGCUCUGUGGAAAAUGAGACUUUAGAUUUUGAGUUACAUUUCUUUGCAAUUUGAACAAUACAUGCUUUAUUUUGUUCUGGAUGAUUUAACAGUGCCGUAGUUCUGCCUAAACAAUAUAAAAUACCCUACUUCUGUCUAAACAAUGUGAAAUGCCCUACAUCUGCCUAAACAAUGUAAAAUGCCCUACUUCUGCCUAAACAAUAUGAAAUAUCCUACUUCUGCCUAAACAAUGUAAAAUGCCCUACUUCUGCCUAAACAAUAUAGAACGCCCUAUUUCUGCCUAAACAUCUGAUAUUCUAUAAAAGUAAUGUAUGUAAUAUGUACCACAUCUCAAUUUUGUUGAUCACUUUAGCUUCUGGGUUGUUUUGUAGAAUGAUUAAUAAUUACUAAAGUCAAGACUGCGAAUAAUUUGCCAUUCCUUCCUCCAAAGAGCACCUCGUGAAAUAGCCAUCUUUUUGUGCUAUGUUUAGUUUGUUGUAAUGAGAAAAUGAGUUUUUGGUUGAAAAUUGUACUAAAAUCAGUUUCUUUUUUAUGCAUUAACCAGAAGUGUGACUGGAGUAAUUAUUUUCUUUGUCCAUCUUUCUUUGGAAGGGGGGGGGGGGGAUACAUUUCAAUAUUUAAAGUUAUGAAUGGAAUUAUACAGUAUCUAAUUUUACUUAAGUUAUUCAGCAAGACUAGAGGAUAAGUGUGUAUGCUACAGAAGUACUUAUAUGGGAGUGUUUUUGUAUAAGUUGGCGAAAAUGUUUUGAAAAACAUUAAUUUCAGAAAAAAUUAUUGAAAAACAUUUUUGCAUCAUAUCACACUAGCAGCAGUGCUUACCAAGACAUGAGGAAAAAAUAUGAAGGCUGAAAAACUAUCAAAGGUCACAAGUUAACUUGGAUGCAACAUCCCGAAAAUUGAUUCAACUCUUGGUAACAAAUGGAUUAUAACAAACUUGUUACAUUUGUUAACCAAGAUGGAAUGAAGGUCACAUGUCAAGAUCAAGGUCAUAAGGCAGAAAGGUUUUUUUAUAUAUCUUUAUUUUCACAAAGUAACAUGGCAUAAACUGCUGAGGCUGAACAGAAGACUCUAAGAUUUCAAGAUGUUUUUUAUAAAAUUUCAAAAACAGAUUUUUUGCGUUUGUUUUUCUCCAAAGCCUUUGCAAACCGUUCAAACUUUUAUAUGAAAGUUUCUUUAUUUUCUAGUUGAUAAAUAUUAAAUAACUAGUUUUUUUUUUUUUUUUAAAUGUACUAAUAAAUUGAAUGAAAAAAUUCACUAUUUGCAAGGUUUAGUGGUUUGAUAUGGCAGGUGUUUGUCUUUUUGUAUUGUUUAAUGGCUCGAGGACUGGGUUGUACAUGGGUCUGUAUGAUUGAGAAAUUGAUGUUUACUUCACAUGUGUGAGUUGUCUCCCAUGUUAGAGCUUAUUUUUCUUUUUUAAUAGUAAACAAUUUACUGCUGUGGAAAAAAAAGACAAGUGAUCCUGUUAUCUCAUAGGUUAUCUGUGAUAUUAUCAGUAUUGGAAACUACAAGGAUGCAAUUUUUCAUAUCUCAUAUCAAAAGAUUUCAAGAAAGGAAAAAGGUAUUUGUAAUCUCAUGUUCUCUAUUGAUGAACACAUUGUAACAUUGUAGCUAACAUUAAUAUUUAAGUAUGGCUACUUUGUAAAUAUCCAUGUAUUUUUAUUUGUAAACAUUUUCAGUAUGUAUGAGGAAUUAUCCUAUUUAUUAUAAUAGAUGGUCUAUUAUGUCUUGUACAUCCUUAAAAUACACAUUGUCUUGUUUAAAGUCAGUUUUUCAUCAGCUCCAUAUUUAUUUGUCUAUUUCAAUUAUUAAAAUGAAUGUCCUUCCAUAUUUAGUAGAAAAUUACAGAAGAUGUAUUUUGUAUAUUAAUUAUGCUGUUUUGUGAUCUUGUGUUUCCUUUACCUGCCCUAACAUGUCAAAACAUUUUGUGUAUGCUAUUCCCACCCUUAUUCAGGUUUAUGGAAACUCAGUAUCUUUGGUAAUGCUAAAAUACUCACAUUGCAGAGAUGAUCUCAAAUUUACCUAAAUAUUUCAGGUACACAUUACAAUUUUAAGUAAAAUAUCCUAAUCUUCAAAAAAAUAAGUUGCCGUAAGCCUUGGUCAUCUUUUGAUAGACUUGUUCUCUCCCUUGUAACAGAGACUGGUGUGGGUUUUCACAUUAUAGUGCUUGUUCAGAAACUGUUUAUUAUCAAAAAUUGAAUAGUAUUAUUACAGUGAUAGAUUUUGGUGCCUUACCAAGGCUUUUAAACCAUAUUUUUGCCCAACACAACAUUGUUCUGACAGGUGGCAAAUUGACACGGUAUUAAAGUGGAGGGAAAAUGACUUCCAAUUCACCUGUUCAAUUUUAUUCCUGAAAAUAGAAUAAACAACGAAAUGUCCUAUUUCUAGUCAAUAUCUUAUUAAGAGUUGAUGUGUCAAAAUGGAGUCAUAAAACCCAGGCUAAUUUUUACACCACAAAAAUAACAGUAUGCACAAAACAUUCUCGGGUGUGCAGAUCUGUCACAAGCAGAACGUGUCAUUACUGGUAGUCUUAUUAGUUUGAGGGUUAACCCAUCAUAACACAAUUUCUACAUAAGUAUGAUCAGAAAUUUCAGAUGACUAUAUUAACAUAUGUACCUACUUUUAUAAGUUAGACAUAAGUGUUUUUGCCAAUUUUGUUUCUGUGAUGUAUGACAAGCAAUGGUAGCUAUCAGAUGGACUAUUAAAGAGAUUAUAUAUGGAUGUUUGAAAAUGCAAAGGAAAGCAAGCUUGAUAGAUCUGGCGAUGUGUGUAAGUGUGUGUGGGUGUGUUGGAUGACAGGAAAGUCAUUGUUUAGUCAAAGGUAUACCCAAUAUAGGUUUUGAAAUAUUGACAAAUGACAAAAUGUUUUGUUUUUUUGUUUCCAUCGUAUCCAGCUGAAUAUUG